This is a messenger RNA of Polyodon spathula (Mississippi paddlefish), 1971 nucleotides long. RefSeq names its product TLE family member 5-like. Lineage: Eukaryota; Metazoa; Chordata; Actinopteri; Acipenseriformes; Polyodontidae. The annotation marks the transcript as partial. Gene Ontology annotation, biological process: regulation of DNA-templated transcription; negative regulation of canonical Wnt signaling pathway. The record is from RefSeq and is a predicted model, not a curated record. Gene Ontology annotation, molecular function: protein binding; transcription corepressor activity. The transcript is spliced from 3 exons. Gene Ontology annotation, cellular component: transcription regulator complex; nucleus.
CUGAACGCAGCUCUGAACUGGUGUCCUGAGAGAGCCUCUGUAUUCAGCCUCCGCUCUCCUGUUUUCUCUUCGCAGGCUGAAAUCGUGAAGAGGUUAAACGGGAUCUGUGCUCAAGUCCUCCCCUAUCUGUCACAAGAGCACCAGCAGCAGGUCCUGGGCGCAAUCGAACGUGCCAAACAGGUGACCCCUCCAGAGAUGAACUCCAUCAUUCGGCAGCAGCUCCAGGCUCAUCAGCUCUCCCAGCUCCAGGGACUGGCCUUGCCGAUGACCCCCCUGCCCCUGGGCCUCACGCCCCCCUCCCUGCCCGCCGUCACCACCAGCUCCGGCCUCUUCUCCCUCUCCAGCAUCCUGGCCUCACAGGCACAGCUGGCCAAGGAGGAGAAGGCAGCGCGAGAGGGGGGAGACAACCACCGGGACGAGGAGGCUGAGAAGUCAGACUAGCACCGAGGGGGCAGGCGGGGCGGCUUUACUUCAGUUCAUUUCUCUUCUUGUCUGUCUUCUGUCUCAGUGAAUCCUUCACAGGCUCCCCCUUUUGAACACAUACAACAAACACAAUCACACAAACACUAGCAAUGAUUGGCAGGCAGGGCAACAAAGGAAUUUGUAUCUAGUUGUUUUUAAAGCUGGGUGACUCUACGCUGAGCCCCGGGGAGUUUCCUGAAAUCCUUAAACACAAUUAAGUAGGUUUUUGUGUGAAAAGUGACAAGCCGAACAGAAACUGAAAAUCAAAACUGACGUUGGGUAACUUCUUGAGUCCGAUCUCUCUCUCUCUCUCUCUCUCUCUCUCUCUCUCUCUCUCUCUCUCCUCUCUCUCUCUCUCUCUCUCUUCUUUCUCUCCCCGCAUUUGCAAGCUUUUAUCCUCUUUCAAGUGGGGGUGAGGGGCGGGUGGUUGUCAGGACGGGACGGGACGGGGCAGACAGGGUUAACGCUGUGGUUUCUCUGUUGUGAAUCGUUUUCUGAAUCCCAGCGGUCUGAGACAAAUUCGCUCGCAGGAGCAGGUGUCCCCCGGGCUGCCCGCCCCCUUCAACAUCACCACCAUUAACAAGAAGACUUUCAACUGCUAUCCAAGCGGCACUCCAGAGCAGCUACAGCAAUUAAAGACACAGGGAUUUGAAAAUGAAAUAGAAGAAAAACAUUUCAAUAAAUAACAAAACAUGACCACGUGCUCAAACAUCAAGGGUCUCGGUUCAGCAUGCCGAAUACCACCGCCUCUCUUCACCUCUGUAUCCCUCUAUCCCUCUCUCCCUCUUUCCACUGCUCUAUCCUGCUCUCCCUUUCUCCACCUCUAUCCCUCCAUCGCUCUCUCCAUCUCUAGCUCCUCUCCACCUCUUUCUCUCUGUAUCCCUCUAGCUCCACUUUCCACCACUCUAUCUUCACCUCUAGUCAUUUUACCUCUAGCUCCACUCUCCACCUCUCUCUCUCUCUCUCUCUCUCUGUCUCCACCUCUAGUCGUUUUAUUAAUCUUUAGCAGAAAUAUAAAAAGCUGAUUUUAUCUGUUCCUGAUCAGGAUAUUAUUUUUAUUUUUUUGAGGGGUGCCCCUCCUAGAUGCAAAGAGAAGUUGAAAACAAACAAUAGAAUAUACGUGUACAAUUAAAGGCAGCGUGAUUUUAGCCUCUUAUAUUUUAAACAAUAAAUAAAAAUUGCAGAGUAUACCAUUCUCAGAUAUUCAAACUGGCUUUGACAACAACAACAAUAAAUAAGGAUUGGAGCAUCUUCGCUUUACAAGCUUCGUAAUGUUCUUUGGUUUUUUUCUUUGGUUUUUUCAAUUCUCUUUUGUGUUGUCUGUAAAAUGUUAAGUGUGUAUUUGGCAGAUGUAUGUUUGUGUCAUGGAAACCAAUACUAUAGCUUGGUUUAAAAAAAAAAAAAUGUAAAGGUUUAAAAACAAGAAAACACAUCUACUAAAAAUGAAUGAGAAGUUUCAGCAGUAAGGAAGUAUUUAUGGUGCCUUACAAAUAAAAAAAUGGAAGGAGG